Molecule: messenger RNA, 2185 nt
Organism: Odontomachus brunneus
Lineage: Eukaryota; Metazoa; Arthropoda; Insecta; Hymenoptera; Formicidae
Exons: 3
Coding region: 273-1175 (300 amino acids)
Source: RefSeq, a predicted model, not a curated record
GCGUGUUACUAUCGUUGUCGCGUCAGUCUGUAACCGAGCACUAGUAAGAAGACUUGGGGAAGAGUUUUCGAUAUUUUUUAAACACGUCGAUAAUCUUCAUGCAUGUAAAUAUAAAGAAAACAAUAUUUCGUUGGUUGUUACAUUUUGAGUGACUUUAGCUCAUGUAAUUCUGAACAGAAAAAGUAAUUGCGUCUACUUAAUAAAAGUAGCUCUCAAUUCGAAGCAUCUCGGCUCUCAACUUUCUCUCGAGCGUGCUCUUUCAAUUUGCCGGCAUGUCGCAACAUAUGUGGUCUAUGAAAGACACAUUUGAAUUAAUUAAACGCUAUAAGGCAAGUAUGUUGUGGGAUUCAAAUCACUUGCAUUAUAGAGAUAAAACAUUAAGAAGCAAAAUGAUCAACAAUAUCGCAUCAGCUAUGAACGUCUCGCCAAAGGAGGUUGUUAGAAAGUUGCACAAUUUGAGGUGUCAGUUAAGUGAACAAAUAAGGAAAUCAAAAAGUUAUGUGGGAUUUAAAGGCAAAAUUCAUACCAGUAACUGGUGCUAUUUUUCAGCAAUGAAAUUUUUACUACCAGCUAUAAAUAACGCACAUAGAAUUAAAAAACUAAUGGAAGAAGCAGAUUCUGAAGAAAAGAAUACAGAAGAACAUGGAAAUUUGGAGGAAGUAGAGGAAAAAUAUGAGACAAUUCCUGCAAAAUUUUUAAGCGAUACCUAUAAUGAGGAAUUGAAACAUUCGUUGAUGUUUUUACCUAAAAUACCAGAGGAAGAAAGGAAUGCAAUGGAAUUUGACGGGUUAAAAGAAACAUAUGAGAAGAAGAGUCAUGACAAAUAUGUAAAUUUCGGCUACAAUGAAGAACUGACACAUUCACUGCGAAUCGUACCGAAGAACGAUGAUGAUAGGUUCGGCGAAUAUGUGGCGUUAGAAUUACGUGGUUUGCGUUCUGAUAUGAAUAAGAGAAGAUUAAAGAGCGAGAUUAGAAAAGCAAUAUGCCGCAUUGUCGAUUUCGACGAAGCCAACAUUUUAGCCUCGAACGUGCAAUCUGAACAUUUAUUCCCGAACGUGCAGUCUGAACCUUUAUUCCCGAACGUGCAAUCUGAACCUUUAUUCCAAUAUACACCGUCUUCCCCAAAAUGUUCACAGAUAUGCGAGAUAACUAAUGUUAAAUCCGAAAAUGCAUAAAUAAUGCAAGUAGAAUAAUUAAAGAUUCGAGACUUCACUAAUUUAUAGGCUUAAUUGCAAUUUGUAAGUAAAAAAUUUUGUAUCUAAUUUAUGCGGGUGUGUAGUUUCUAUGAAUAAGUUCACGUGGAAUAUUGUAAAAAAUGAUUUGAAUCAUACACAUCAUCAAUAUGCACAUCGUGUGUAUGUGUACACACACACACACACACACACACACUAUGUUCAACAUAUAUUUAUUAUAAAAUAUCGUACAUAUAUCGCUAUAUCGUACAUUAUCUUACCGUAAUAUUUUAUUAACCUUUCUACAAAUGGCGUGUUUUACAUGGUCGUUAGUUAACGAUAAUAUUGAUCAACGUUCACAGCAUCGUCGAUACGCAAACGCGGUUCGAUUAAGCGUUAACGUAGACGCUUUUGAAGCGAGAUCAAAUAUCCCUAAGAUAUAGCGCGUGUGUAAAGAGACUAUAAGAUGUUAAAUUAAUCAGUUCUAUUGAAUCGACUGUGGAAUACUGUAUGUACAUUCGCGUGGAAUCUUACGAUUCUCAUGGUAAAAAUUAUCAUCUGAUCACUUUGGAAAUGUUAAACGACUUUUAAUAACAGAAUAAUCAGUCAUGGAUCCAUGAGGUUCACCGCGGAAGGACGAAGAUUCAAUUGAUAUUCGCCGAAAAGCAUGGCUGCUAACCAUCUGUACUGGUCGUCCUUGGACGUACCCGCCAAAGUAUUCCCGAAAUACGGGCUGUCCUUACAUCUGGAAGAGAACGAACAAACUUAAAACACUCAUCCUAUUUUUCAGAAACAUCAAAGCGUAUACUUAGAGUAUUAGUAUCAAUGAAUUAUUCAAUAAGUGGAGAAUUUUGAUAUUAGUGUCAAUUAAUUUUAAUAAUUGAAGAAUUCUGGUCCAUCCAUAAAAUCAGCUGAUAAUUAUUGUGGGGCAGCCGAUAUUUAAAAAUCAUCUAAUAAUCGUUAUCGCUGAUUUAAAAAAAAAAAACUAGCUGAUAAUUGUUAUGGGCAAGCGA